ACAAUAGAGUUGCACACACAACAAACACAAGUAGGCCACAUCAAAAUGAAAAUGGUUCAUGGUGCAUUGUUUUUGCUGGCUGCAGUGGCCACGUUCCACGUGUCAUCGGAGGCGGAAGCUCCGCCCCUGGCACCGGAGCUCUCCGCGGCGGCUAGAGAGUUCUUGGAGGCGCACAACCAAGCGAGGGCGGCGGUGGGGGUGGAACCGCUGCGGUGGAGCGAGCAGCUGGCGAACGUGACGAGCAAGCUGGCGCGGUACCAGCGGGACAAGCUGGGGUGCCAGUUCGCGAACCUGAGCACCGGCAAGUACGGCGCGAACCAGCUCUUGGCAUGGGGCACGGCGGUGACGCCGCGCAUGGCGGUUGAGGAGUGGGUGAAGCAGAAGCAGUUCUACAACCACGCCGACAACUCCUGCGUCCCCAACCACCGGUGCGGCGUCUACACGCAGGUUGUGUGGAGAAAGUCGCUUGAGCUCGGGUGCGCUCGAGCGACGUGUGUGAAGGAACAGGCUAGCUUGACCAUUUGCUUCUAUAAUCCUCCUGGGAACUACAUUGGAGAAAGCCCAUACUAAACACUUAUCAUUUAUCAUCUUAUGCUUAGACAUGUUUGGAUACACCAGCCACUAGAAGUAGAAGUGCUUUCAAGAGCGUCUCUCCUAAAAAUUUUUUAUAUAUUUUUAAUAGAAAAACUUUCAAAAGUACUUUUGACUUAUAUGGUAGCAUGUUGUUAAGAUUGUUCGGAUAUAAAAACAUUAAAUGUUUUUUUA
This is a messenger RNA of Glycine soja, 765 nucleotides long. RefSeq names its product STS14 protein-like. The record is from RefSeq and is a predicted model, not a curated record. Lineage: Eukaryota; Viridiplantae; Streptophyta; Magnoliopsida; Fabales; Fabaceae. The transcript has a single exon. The coding region runs from base 46 to 570 and encodes 174 amino acids.